Molecule: messenger RNA, 530 nt
Organism: Dentiscutata erythropus
Lineage: Eukaryota; Fungi; Glomeromycota; Glomeromycetes; Diversisporales; Gigasporaceae
Source: the annotation of a GenBank genome assembly
GAGCAAUUCGUGGACUUAGAUAUAUCAAGAUUAAUAACGGAUCUAGCAAACUUUGUACUGAAGAGUAUUAUGUACCAGUAUCUCUUCGAUACUACAUGAUUGAAGACAUUGAAACUCUUUAUGAUGAAUUCAUAGCCUUUGUCCUCCAAAAUAAAGAUAAAGAUUUUAUUGCAUCAUGGGAAUUGGAUAAACAAAUGAAAGGUGACAUUUAUAUGGAAGAAAUGCUCAAAUAUUUAAAAGCGCAAUCGCGCAUCAAAUCAGCUAUUUUACGUAAUAAGAUCAAAUUGAGAAAUUUGGUGGAUUCUUUGAUGGAAGAAAGAUCGAUUGAUAACAAUCGCCCAAAAUAUAAACGGAAGAUUUUAUAUAAAUGUCUUAGGGCAAAAUGUGCGUUUUCAACCCCUGAUCAAUCGCUUUUGAGUGAGAAAGAUUUCAAAAUUAUGAGAGAAUAUUUAGUUGCGAAGUAUCCAGAAAUCAAGAAAAAGUAUAAUGAGCGUAAUAGGAAAGGUGAAAAAAUUCGUGAGGAUAAGAAU